AUGAGAAACAAAAAGGGUGCGUGUAUCGCGACGGCAAAAGUGUGUACGGAGAGGAAGGAAAAGGGUCAAGGAGGCGGAGAAGAGAUCGUCUUCGAGAAGAAAGAGAAUCUGCGGUGGGACGAAGAGGAUAUCGCGUGGACCACGAGAGAACGAAGAAGAAGAAGAAGAAGAAGAGGGAAGAAGGGAGCCAAGGUAAAAGGGGAUGUGAGCGAGAGAGGAGGCGAGGGGACGAGGUCUGGGUUGGGUAAGGUGAGGGCUCCUACGGGCAGAUUAAUCGCCGGAAUUGUGACCGUUCCAAGGACUAACUCUCGCGGGUGGGUGUCGACCGGUAGGAAGGACAGGAUGACCCUGGCAGGUCUGCGAGGAAUACUCGCUCUUCUAGCUGUCCUCGCGGUCGUGAUCGAGACCUCGUGGACGGAGGCGAAGCCUCAGCAGAUCAAACCUGGAUGCAGGUACGAGGGACGCAGGUACCAGGAGGGCACGUCAGUGGUCACGUCCGAGCCCUGUCUGCAAUGCAGGUGCACCGAGGGUGCGCUCAGAUGUCGUCUUCGAGUUUGUCCACGGCUACCAAAUCCUCCGCCUCACGGCUGUCGCGUCCGCUCGCCAGGCGAGAACGUCUGCUGUGCGGAAUUAGUUUGCGGCGAGACACGUGAUUCCAUGAACGUGCUACGAAGGUCUAACAUCAACAUAGAGCAAGAAGAAAAGACCGAAGAACGACAAAAUUCUCGUUUUCAGGGUUGCCUGCACGAGGGCGUGAGAUACGGGCCCGGCUCGGCGAUGAUGGGCUCACGUAGAUGCGAGUACUGCUACUGCAUCUCUGGCGCGAGAAGAUGCAUCAGACCGAAGUGCUUGCUGCCCCUGCCAGGAUGCACUCCACUCUAUGCCCCACACUCUUGCUGCCCGGUUGCCUACAAUUGCACCCAUCUCCAUUUGUCGACCCCGGCACCGAUCAUGGGAAAUGGAUGUCGCGUGGGCUCGAGGGUGUACGAGGAGGGCGAGAUGGUCCGGGACAUCGAGUGGAAGGCCGCCUGUGACAAUUGUUUCUGCGCUAUGGGCGCUGUACGCUGCGUGCCACUCGCUUGUGCGCCGCCUCUUCAAGGCUGCAGCCCUAUUGUACGCGAAGGACACUGUUGCCCGUCCACCUACAACUGCAGCGGUAGCAUCGAGGUUAAGGCCACCCAGAACUACGCCUCGUACGCGUUCAUCAGCAAGGACUACGCCAAGUUCCGAAAGGAGACCAAUUUCUUUCCGGCAGUCGAUCAAACGACGAAUCCUCCGGUGGAGGGACGCGGUCAUCGAGUGGUUGAAGAACGAAUCGAUUCCAGCACCAGAGAGCUAGAAGAGGAGUCUUCGAUCGCGACAGAUUCCACGUCCUGGCCGUCCACAUUCGAGACCGAUAUCAUGGACAACGAGAUCCUCGAGACAGUGGACUACGUGAAAUCCAGCCCGGAAAUCGCCACCACCACGUCAGCUUCCGUCCAAGAGUCGACAACGAGCGUCGACUCGACGACAUUAGACUCGACAGUGUCCAGCAGGGACGACGAUCUGUCGAACGUAGAUUCGUCGACGAUUUUCUCGACGAGUAGCCUAGACGAGUCCACGAUCAGCAUGAUCGAGGAUCUGUCGUCGAUGGAGGACGCGACAACCACCACGACAACGACGUCUACGACGACGGAAUCGACAACUCUGUUACCAGAGACGACCGGAAACGAUACCGUGACAGAGUUGCAGCAGCAGGAUACAGAGGAGGAGAAGAAGCUCGACGUGACCGUGAGAAACAAGAAUACGACCUCGUCGACGAGCGGCGAGCAGGAUUUCGAGCACGUCAACUCGACGGUGGAAGCAACGGAGACCACGGAGUCGAUGGGCAAAGGGUCCGUCACCAGGACGUCAUCCACCGUGUUAAUGCCGGACGACAUCCUGGUGAUGAACGUGACUGUGAAAACGAACGUCUCGGUGGGUCAUAUACAGGGUGUCACUAUCAACCCGAUUAGGGCGAUUCCGCCGGACGUCGAGGCCAUCCUGAACAUCACUCAUCGCGAGAAGGGCGAGGAUUAUGAUUACGAUUACAGCGAACCUACUCUGCCGCCCUCGUUACCGAAUGUCAGGAUAAUUCCGUUCGUGGCGGCUGACGCGCUGGUGAAAGACAAGACGGUCCCGUCCCCGGUCACCGGAUAUCCUUCUGGCUCGGUGGUGGUUCCACCGGAGUUGCGGCCCACAGACACCUCCGGAUUUUACGAUAUCGCCACUCAGGAAAACAGAUUCAGCCCGCCAGUCGAGACCGAAGGUGGAUUCGUGCCCAGGGAACCGCCAUAUUUCGACGCCCCUUACCACUCCACAGAUCUGAAUCUCGAAAUUGGGACAGGCGUCACUGUGGUUCCGGCGCCGAUCACCAAUCCUCACCGCAAAAGCGACGCCAGCAACUGUCUCUUCGAGAACAUGGAGUACCAUCACGGUGAAAUUCUGCCGAGCAGCAGUAUCUGCGUGAUUUGCAUGUGUUACUACGGCGAGGUGGUUUGCUCUUCGGAAAAGUGUCCGCCAUUGAAGAUCGGCUGUCGGAGGAUCAACACCGAGGAGACAUGUUGCGGGAAAAUCGUCUGUGUGGAGGCGGAAGAAUCGCCAACGGUGGUCCUGGACCGAGCAGACGCCACAGCACCGUCCCUCCACCAACCAAUAGUCUCUCCAGACCCAUUCCGCGACGUGAUCAAGACGGAACCAGCUCCAGAUCUACCCUCCCUAAUCGAGGACAUGAUCCCAUACCUGGUAGAGCCGAACUUCGAUUUCAUAGACAAACUAACUCUCCUCCAUCCAUCCUUCAGACCGGAAGAAUCUCCAGACAGAGUAAUCCCUAAGAACAAGUACAACAUCAUCCAAGAUGGACACUUAAAAGAAAUACCAUCAAGCUACAACUCUAAAGAGCCUGACCAAGCAACAAACCACGUAUCAGAAGCAAUCCCUCAGAGAAUCAACUCUCUAAUCACAGAUCACACUACUGGAAAAGAAGAGGAACACUUAAUCAAACUCAACAACACCACAAACUCAUCUUCCAUCGAAUCAAACGACUCUCGAAUCAACGAUACAGCAAUUUCGUCAGGAUCCAAGAUUCCAGACACGUCGAUCGAGACAAACAAUUCCAAAAUUCAUUCUACCACCAGCAAUCCAGCUCCAGGACCUAGCACUGACCUGGAAGACCCUAUAUUCUCUUUAGACAGCGUUCUGGACCUACUGUUCUCUUCAGAUUCCACGAAAACCGACAGCAGUAGCAAGAGCACGAAGGCGCCAGAGGCUUCCACGACCUCUAGGUCGACUGUCGGCGAGUCUGAAGAGGAGAACGACGAUUCGAAGGGGAGCAAAGGCAAAGAAGUAGCUGCGACAGAAGCUGCAGCGCCGUCCAAGGUGUUGGAGAACGAGAUCCCCGUGUCUGUGGCCAGUUUACUGAAACUGGCCGGCUGCAACAUAUACGGAAGGAUGUAUCGCGUGGGCAGGAUCAUCACCGAGCUGUCUGGACCGUGUCUAGAGUGCAGGUGCACAGAGAUAGGGGUGCAGUGCAAGCAGCUCAAGUGUUGA
This is a messenger RNA of Habropoda laboriosa, 3567 nucleotides long. RefSeq lists its product as uncharacterized. Gene Ontology annotation, molecular function: protein binding. The record is from RefSeq and is a predicted model, not a curated record. Lineage: Eukaryota; Metazoa; Arthropoda; Insecta; Hymenoptera; Apidae.